Molecule: messenger RNA, 779 nt
Organism: Humulus lupulus (European hop)
Lineage: Eukaryota; Viridiplantae; Streptophyta; Magnoliopsida; Rosales; Cannabaceae
Product: PLASMODESMATA CALLOSE-BINDING PROTEIN 5-like
Exons: 3
Coding region: 133-501 (122 amino acids)
Source: RefSeq, a predicted model, not a curated record
UGCCUCAUCUUUUAAUAAUAAAGUUGGAAGCUUGUCCUUGAAUUUUGCUUCACAACAAAUACAAAGCUAGCUAAUUGUCGGUGGUGAACUGUGAAUUUGGAGAGAGUUGAUUGAAACUCUCUGAAGAAAACAAUGUCAUCCGCUUUGCUAAGGGUUCUACUACUAGCUCUGCUCAUUUUCACACUAUCCCCUCAAAGAUCAGAUGGGCAGCCGGGGAUGGAGUUGGAGGAAUGGUGCAUAGCAGAUCCCCAGACCCCAGAUGAUGAGUUGCAGAAGGCCAUUGAUUGGGCUUGCAACCAGGGUGGUGCCGAUUGCAGUAAGAUACAAGCAAACCAACCAUGCCACUUACCCAAUACUGUGAAGGAUCAUGCAUCUUAUGUCUUCAACGACUACUAUCAGAAGUUUAAGCACAAAAGAGGAACUUGUUACUUCAGGGCUGCCGCCAUGGUUACUUCUCUUGAUCCAAGUCAUGAUUCUUGCAAGUUUGACUAUGUUCCUUAACAAAGCUGAGGAUGGCUGUGAAUCGUAGAACUAUAAACAAAAUUUAUACUCUUGGUGUUCUUUUCUGCUAAUUUUGGAGUGAAAUUUUCUGUUUUAAUGAUUGUCGCCUAUGAUUUUUUUUAAGUGCUGAAAAUCAACUUUCAUUUGGGCUAAAGGGCCCAAUUUUUACUCCUUUUUCAUGAUGGGCCUUAAUAAUCAAGCCCUGCGAAGUUCUGUAUUCAAUUCUGAUAAUAGGCCCAACAUCGCUUCUAUCACAAAUCACAAUUUCAUUCGAUUUA